AUGACUGUGCAGAUACCUGUCCCUUCCCACCUCAUCGUGGUCUGCUGCCACGCUAUCUACCUGGGCCCGGGGACAGACUCUGCCAACCAAGACGAAUCCAACUGGCUGAUUGAACCCUUUCAAGCUGGUGAAACGGACACAUACAUCAGACACAUCGAAGCCGGAGUGAAGGAGCUAGCGAGAGGUAGGGAGGAUGCAAUUCUGGUGUUUAGCGGUGCGGCCACAAAGCCGGACAAGACGCAAACGACCGAAGGGGAAGGUUACUUGAACGUUGCUAUUGAGCACGACCUCUUCGGUCUGGAGACCUCUCCACCAUCACUGAGACAGCGGAUCUUCGUCGACCGCUACGCUACAGACUCAUAUCAAAACAUUCUCUGCUCGCUGAUCCAGUUCCCUGUCUUCGUUCAACAACUCCGUUCCCGGAACAUCUCGGAAGGCGCAACAUCAUCACCCUCGCGCUCACAGCAUACUCUGCCUGUUGCGGCGGCCAAGGAGCAGGAGAGCCGAACCGUUCGAACACCCUUCCCGACCAAGCUCACGAUAAUCUCCCACUCCUUCAAACGCUCCCGCUUUCUCGAGCUUCACCUCCCCGCCCUCCGCUUCCCGCUUGAAUCUACCACGUACAUCGGGAUCAACCCGCCCUUCAGCCCGACCAAGCUCGAAGAGAUCGAGGAGGGUGAUCGGCUUCGUGGCUACGGCGCGUGGGAGAAGGACUUGUACGGCACUGGUGAGGGCUUGAGCAGAAAGAGGGAGAAGAGAGGCUGGGAUGGCGAGAAGUUCAGAAGCGAGGUCUUGGAGAGGUUUAGCGAUGGCAGAUUGAGGAGGGAUCUGAAAGGUUUGGUGUGUUGGGAUGGUGGAAGCGAUGGGAUGACAUUGUGGCAGGGAAGCAUCCCAUGGGAGUAA
This is a messenger RNA of Cladophialophora bantiana CBS 173.52, 903 nucleotides long. RefSeq lists its product as uncharacterized. Gene Ontology annotation, cellular component: cytoplasm. Bases 1 to 903 code for a protein of 300 amino acids. The transcript is spliced from 2 exons. NCBI's taxonomy places the organism in Eukaryota, Fungi, Ascomycota, Eurotiomycetes, Chaetothyriales, Herpotrichiellaceae. The record is from RefSeq and is a predicted model, not a curated record.